GGCCGCAUCGAGAUCGCACCUAUCGAGUGCCCGCGGCACCGGAGAAUCACCUACUCGAAGCGCAAGGCUGGCCUCGUCCGCAAGGCCACGGAGCUCGCUGUUCUUUGUGACGCUGACGUGGCGGUGCUGAUGUGCAAUGCCGACAAGAGGCUCAGCGUCUACUCGAGCAGCCCUGUCGACCACGUCCUCGAGAAGUUC
Molecule: messenger RNA, 198 nt
Organism: Emiliania huxleyi CCMP1516
Lineage: Eukaryota; Haptophyta; Isochrysidales; Noelaerhabdaceae
Exons: 1
Biological process (GO): regulation of transcription by RNA polymerase II
Molecular function (GO): RNA polymerase II cis-regulatory region sequence-specific DNA binding; DNA-binding transcription factor activity, RNA polymerase II-specific; protein dimerization activity
Source: RefSeq, a predicted model, not a curated record